Molecule: messenger RNA, 1296 nt
Organism: Elephantulus edwardii (Cape elephant shrew)
Lineage: Eukaryota; Metazoa; Chordata; Mammalia; Macroscelidea; Macroscelididae
Product: ATP-dependent RNA helicase DHX8-like
Exons: 1
Biological process (GO): spliceosomal complex disassembly
Cellular component (GO): catalytic step 2 spliceosome; intracellular anatomical structure
Molecular function (GO): RNA binding
Source: RefSeq, a predicted model, not a curated record
UGUGAGAUCUUAUAUGAGAGGAUGAAAUCCCUGGGGCCCGACGUCCCAGAGUUAAUUAUCCUUCCAGUGUACUCUGCCCUGCCCAGUGAGAUGCAGACCCGAAUCUUUGAUCCCGCUCCACCUGGCAGCAGAAAGGUUGUCAUUGCAACCAACAUUGCGGAGACAUCGCUGACUAUUGAUGGCAUCUACUAUGUGGUAGACCCUGGAUUCGUGAAGCAGAAAGUGUACAAUUCCAAGACGGGGAUAGACCAGCUUGUGGUAACGCCCAUUUCUCAGGCUCAGGCAAAGCAGAGAGCUGGAAGAGCUGGGAGAACGGGCCCAGGGAAGUGCUACAGGCUGUACACAGAACGGGCCUACCGAGAUGAAAUGCUGACCACCAACGUGCCCGAGAUCCAGAGAACCAACUUAGCAAGCACGGUACUCUCUCUCAAGGCCAUGGGCAUCAAUGACCUGCUGUCCUUUGACUUCAUGGAUGCCCCCCCAAUGGAAACCUUGGUCACUGCCAUGGAACAGUUGUACACGCUGGGAGCUCUGGAUGACGAGGGCCUGCUCACUCGCCUGGGCCGCAGGAUGGCAGAGUUCCCUCUGGAGCCCAUGCUCUGUAAAAUGCUCAUCAUGUCGGUGCAUCUGGGAUGCAGUGAGGAAAUGCUGACCAUCGUGUCUAUGCUGUCUGUGCAGAAUGUCUUCUACAGGCCCAAGGAUAAACAAGCCCUUGCAGAUCAGAAGAAGGCUAAAUUCCACCAGACCGAGGGGGACCACCUCACGCUGUUAGCCGUGUACAACUCCUGGAAGAACAACAAGUUCUCCAACCCAUGGUGCUAUGAGAACUUCAUCCAGGCUCGUUCCCUGCGCCGGGCCCAGGACAUCCGCAAGCAGAUGUUGGGUAUCAUGGACAGACACAAGCUGGAUGUGGUCUCCUGUGGCAAGUCCACAGUCCGCGUGCAGAAGGCCAUCUGCAGUGGGUUCUUCAGGAAUGCUGCCAAGAAAGACCCACAGGAGGGUUACCGGACGCUGAUUGACCAGCAGGUGGUCUACAUCCACCCUUCCAGCGCGCUCUUCAACAGACAGCCUGAAUGGGUGGUGUACCACGAGCUGGUGCUGACCACGAAGGAGUACAUGCGUGAGGUCACCACCAUCGAUCCCCGGUGGCUUGUGGAGUUUGCCCCUGCCUUCUUCAAGGUUUCUGACCCGACCAAGCUAAGCAAGCAGAAGAAACAGCAGCGUCUGGAGCCCCUGUACAACCGCUAUGAGGAGCCCAACGCCUGGAGAAUAUCCCGCGCCUUCCGGCGACGCUGA